Messenger RNA from Arabis nemorensis, 2940 nucleotides. The record is from the annotation of a GenBank genome assembly. NCBI's taxonomy places the organism in Eukaryota, Viridiplantae, Streptophyta, Magnoliopsida, Brassicales, Brassicaceae.
AUGGGGGUUAUGUCCAGACGGGUUUUGCCCGCCUGUGGUAACCUCUGUUUCUUCUGUCCUUCCUUGAGGGCAAGGUCUAGGCAUCCCGUUAAACGCUACAAGAAAAUGCUCGCUGAAAUCUUCCCUCGUCAUCAGGAAGCUGAACCUAAUGAUAGAAAAAUAGGCAAGCUUUGUGAGUAUGCGUCAAGGAAUCCUUUACGAAUUCCAAAGAUUACAGAGUACCUUGAGCAGAAAUGUUACAAAGAAUUGCGGAAUGGAAAUAUUGGAUCAGUUAAAGUCGUUUUAUGCAUUUACAAGAGACUGCUUUCAUCAUGUAAGGAGCAGAUGCCUCUAUUUUCGUGUAGUUUGCUAACCGUUGUUCGAACUCUUUUGGAGCAAUCAAAAGAGCAAGAAGUGCAGAUCUUGGGUUGCAAUACUCUUGUUGACUUUAUAAGUUUACAGACUGAGAAUUCGCACAUGUUCAACUUAGAAGGUUUAAUCCCAACACUUUGUCAACUUGCUCAAGAAAUGGGGGAUGAUGAAAGAUCCAUUCGAUUACGCUCAGCAGGAGUUCAGGCUUUGGCAUUCAUGGUAUCUUUUAUUGGUGAGCAUUCCCAACUAUCAAUGGACUUGGAUAUGAUUAUUUCUGUGAUUCUGGAGAAUUAUAUGGAUUUGGAGAAGGGCCAAGAAGAUACUAACGAAGUUGGUCAAAAUUCAGAAACGAAGACUCCCAACGUGAGUAAAAAGGUUUCUUUCAAACCUAAUCCUGUGACUGACUAUAAGUUGGAUAACAUGGAUAUUUCGAAGAGCCCUUCAUACUGGUCUAUGGUUUGCCUUUGCAAUAUAGCCAAAUUAGCAAAGGAAACUACAACUGUUCGCCGGGUUCUGGAACCGCUUCUAAAUGCUUUUGACAGUGGAAAUUACUGGUCUCCACAGAAAGGCGUUGCCUCCUCUGUUUUAUUGUUUCUGCAGUCUCGUCUGGAAGAAUCAGGGGAAAAUUGUCAUGUGUUGGUGUCUUCUUUAAUCAAGCACUUGGAUCAUAAGAAUGUAACGAAGCAACAAGGUCUUCAAGUUAACAUGGUUAAUGUAGCCACAUGCCUUCUGCUACAUGCUAAGCAGCAGCCUUCAGGCGCGAUGACUGCUGUAAUAGCCGACUUGAUUAAGCAUUUGCGGAAAUGCUUGCAAAAUGCAGCUGAACCAAAUGUGUCUGCUGAUGAAACGAAGCUGAAUUCUGAGCUCGAGCAUGCAUUAGAAAAUUGCAUCGCAGAGCUCUCAAAUAAGGUUGGGGAUGCUGGGCCGAUUCUUGAUAUGUUGGCAGUGGUUCUUGAGACGAUAUCCACUAAUGUAGUCGUUGCUAGAACCACAGCAUCAGCCAUUCUCCGUGCUGCAUAUAUAGUAUCAGUGGUCCCAAAUGUUUCUUACCAUAAGAAAGUAUUUCCGGAUGCCUUGUUUCACCAACUGCUCCUUGCGAUGUCCCACACAGAUUGUGAGACUAGAGUUGACGCACACAAUAUUUUCUCCGUCCUUCUUCUUCGAACUCUUCGUUUACCUUGGUCAGACCAACAUAAGGAAACCUCAGAAGCUGUUUCUGGCAUAUUGUCAGUUGAUGGAACUUGUACAGUAAGGAACCGGAGUACCAGUUUACAGGAGGAAGAGAAGGAUUCCUUCAACAGUGAACUGCAUAAAGAUGUAAACCACAUAUCUCAUCCAAGUGUAUCACGAGAUACCAGUCUUAGUUUUCAGUCCUUGGAUAGCUUAAAGGAUUUAGAUGAUGGUAUAAAGUCAUUAUGUUCACUCCGACUGAGUAGUCACCAAGUGAACAUGCUUCUUUCAUCCAUAUGGAUCCAAGCAACUUCUACCGAGAAUACCCCUGCAAAUUUUGAGGCUAUGGCUAGCACGUAUAAUAUCACUAUAUUGUUUUCACUAGCAAAGAGAUCAAAUCACAUGGCUCUGGUGCGGUGUUUUCAGCUGGCAUUCUCUCUUCGAAAUCUCUCAUUAAAUCAAAAUGGAGGUAUGCAGCUCUCUCGUCGAAGAUCGAUGUUCACUUUUGCAUCAUAUAUGCUCAUUUUCGGUGCCAAUAUUUCCAAUAUUCCGGAGCUAAUUACAAUUGUCAAAGAAUCUUUAACUGCCCAAAUGGUUGAUCCUUAUCUUGUGCUGGAAGGAGAUAUCAGAUUGCGUGCUGUAUGUUCUGGAUUUCCACAGGAAGAAGUGUAUGGAUCUGAGAAAGAUGAUAGUGCUGCUCUCAAUUCUGUCGUGGAUGAUAGUUGCCUGAAGGAAAUUGUGAUUACUUAUUUUACAUCGAAAUUUCAGACAUUAUCCGAGGAGGAGCAAUCAAAUUUGAGAAAGGAAAUUCAGUCAGAUUUUUCCCGAGAUGAUGCACACCCGCUUGGUGCACCUUUGUUCAUGGAGACACCAGGACCUAGUUCUCCUCUUAAUCAGAUAGAACUUCCAGCUUUUGAAGAGGUUGAGCUUUCAGCAAUAGUGGCAUUUGAAGGAAUUUCUCCGGGGGCAAGUGGAAGUCAGUCUGGCCACAGAACAUCAUUGUCCACAAAUACUAACCCAGCAGAUGUUCUGAGUGUCAACGAGUUGUUAGAAUCGGUAUCAGAAACUGCUCGGCAAGUUGCAAGUCUCCCUGUUUCCUCCAUUCCUGUACCUUAUGACCAAAUGAUGAAUCAAUGCGAAGCUCUUGUGACGGGCAAACAGCAGAAGAUGUCUGUUCUUCGAAGUUUCAAACCCCAAGCAGUCAAAGCUAUAACUUUCUCAGAAGACGAAGAAAUGGAAGAACUCUUUCUUCUCAAGGAGACAGAAGAAGCUGAUGAAGAUGAUCAGAAGGCAAUCACUGUGGCACAAGUCCAACCUCAAGGCCAGCACGCAUUCUGCUCACGCGAAGUGGAACAAAAUUCGUUUCGGUUACCGCCUUCAAGCCCAUACGAUAAGUUCUUGAAAGCAGCCGGAUGUUAA